This is a messenger RNA of Ipomoea triloba (trilobed morning glory), 2979 nucleotides long. Its product is annotated as ATP-dependent DNA helicase Q-like SIM. Gene Ontology annotation, cellular component: nucleus; cytoplasm; chromosome. The record is from RefSeq and is a predicted model, not a curated record. Gene Ontology annotation, biological process: double-strand break repair via homologous recombination. The coding region runs from base 127 to 2790 and encodes 887 amino acids. The transcript has 16 exons. Gene Ontology annotation, molecular function: protein binding; ATP binding; nucleic acid binding. Lineage: Eukaryota; Viridiplantae; Streptophyta; Magnoliopsida; Solanales; Convolvulaceae.
CGGGGCGAGACAGUCUUCUUGGCGCGGAGCCUCGGACACUGAGAAUGCGAGGGUUUAAAGUUCUUCGAUUCUAGGGUUCACUCUCUCCCCAAUUCCUAUUGUUUCCACAAGGUUUGUUCCUGGAACAUGGCUUCUGACCAGGUUAUUGCUGAAUUGGUUGGAAUGGGGUUUGAAUUCUCUGAUAUUACAGAUGCUGUAAAAGCAGUUGGUCCAUCAGUAAGUAAUGCAAUUGAGUAUAUAUUGGAUGGUUCACAUAGAAAUAAGGGCACAUCAACUAGUAGUACAUGUGUUGCCCCCAACACCAAUUCUAGGCAGAAAAGAGCCUCUAAUGCCUUGCAUGCUUUUGAUAGAAUGAGGCAGUCAAAUAUAAAAGAAAGCCUGAAAUCAGCUUGCAAGCCCAUAAAAAGAAAGUACAAUGAUGAACCUGUAUCACUCUGUGAAUCAGAGGCAUUGCAGAGGACUCUAGAAGGUCCUACUGAGCUUCUUCCUGUGAUGGAUAGUGAUAUGUGCAAUGCACAUGAAACAUCUGUACCAUCGAAUUGCAAAGAUGAAGAGGUCUUUGGCCAAGAUUGGGAAAAGAAGGUCAAGACUUUGUUGGUCAAGCACUUUGGGUUUUCGUCCUUGAAAAGUUUUCAGAAGCAAUCUCUGGAAGCUUGGUUAAAUCACAGAGACUGCCUUGUGCUUGCAGCAACUGGAUCUGGGAAAUCUUUGUGUUUUCAGAUUCCAGCAUUGCUCACUGGUGAGGUUGUCAUUGUUAUUUCACCAUUGAUAAGCUUGAUGCAUGACCAAUGCUUGAAGCUAGCAAAACAUGGAAUAUCAGCUUGCUUUCUUGGAUCUGGCCAAAUUGAUCGAAGUGUUGAAAAGAAAGCAAUGAAUGGUUUGUAUAGCAUUAUAUAUGUAUGCCCAGAGACAAUUUUAAGACUAAUAAAGCCACUCCAAAACCUUGCUGAAAGCCGUGGAAUAGCUUUAUUUGCGAUUGAUGAAGUUCAUUGUGUUUCUAAGUGGGGCCAUGACUUUCGGCCGGAUUAUAGGCAAUUGUCUAUUCUGAGGGAAAACUUUCGAGUUGACACUUUGAAGUCCUUGAAGUUUGAUGUACCACUAAUGGCAUUGACUGCUACUGCUACUAAUUGUGUUCGUGAAGACAUUCUUAAGUCAUUAAAAAUGUCAAAUGAAACCCAGAUUGUUUGCACUUCAUUUUUCCGGCCAAACCUUCGAUUCUCUGUAAAGCAUUCUAGAACAUCGUCCUUGGCAUCCUAUCAGAAGGACUUUCAAGAAAUAAUAAGUACUUACUCAACAAUGAAAAAGUUUAGAAAAAAUAAUUUAAUCUCUCCAGAUCUGGAUGAUGUCACUGCGAUCUCUAGUAGCACUUCAGAUUGCAGCAUUCCUGAACUUGAAGCAUUGCUUGAGAAUGAUGUAGACGACAUUAAUGAUGAUGCUUUCUCUGAAAAUGAUGAUGAAAUAGGUCUUCCCAUGAGACAUUCCUUGCCUGCUUCAAAGGAAAGAGAAUUAUCAGUUGAAUUUCUAGAAGAUGAAAGUGAUCUUUUCCAAGAUGUCGAUGAUUUAGAUGUUUCUUGUGGCGAGUUUCAUGGACAGCCAAUCAAGGACUUCUGUGCUUCUGUACCACUCAGAACUGUUGAUCUACCCAGUAAACCAGAAGAGAGACUAAAGCUACAGCAUGAACCCUUGGAAUAUGGACCAACAAUAAUAUAUGUUCCCACUAGGAAAGAAACAUUGAGCAUAGCAAAGUUUCUAUCGAAGUUUGGGGUAAAGGCUGCUGCUUAUAAUGCAAAGUUGCCAAAAUCACAUUUAAGACAGGUGCACAAGGAAUUUCAUGAAGACUACUUGCAGGUUGUUGUUGCAACAAUAGCCUUUGGGAUGGGAAUAGACAAGUCAAAUGUUCGUAGGAUCAUUCAUUAUGGUUGGCCGCAGAGUUUGGAGGCAUAUUAUCAAGAGGCUGGACGAGCUGGACGUGAUGGAAAGUUGGCAGAUUGUGUUUUAUAUGCCAACCUAUCAAGAAUACCAACACUUUUACCAAGUAAAAGAAGUGAAGAGCAGACAAGACAAGCAUAUAAGAUGCUAUCAGAUUGCUUCAGAUAUGGAAUGCAAAAUUCUCAAUGUCGGGCCAAAAUGCUUGUGGAGUACUUUGGCGAGAAGUUUGGCUUGCAGAAGUGUCUCUUGUGUGAUGUCUGCAUUAAUGGACCUCCUGAAUUGCAGAAUCUAAAGGCCGAGGCUGCAAUUCUCAUGCAAAUUGUUUAUGCUCAUUAUGGUCAAAGCAGUUGUGCAGACAUCUCGUAUGAUGGUGAUAUCAUACGCCACAAUGGAAAAAGAAGUAAACUUUAUGAAAAGCCAAAUAUCAGGGAGAUUGUCAGUAGAAUAAGGGAACAGCAUCAAGAAUUUACCACAAGUGAAGUGUUAUGGUGGCGAGGUCUUGCCAGAAUUUUAGAAGCAAAAGGAUUUAUAAGGGAGAGCGAUGGCAAGAAUCAUGUGCAGAUAAGAUGCCCAGAACUAACGGAACUGGGAAGACGAUUUCUGAGGUGUGACUCAGGAGAAGAAGCAUUUAAUGUAUAUCCUGAAGCAGAUAUGCUACUAUCGACAGCCACAGCAAAGGGCAAGUCAUAUUCUAGCUUUGCAGAAUGGGGAAAAGGUUGGGCUGAUCCGGAGAUCAGGCGCCAGCGUUUGCAAAGAAAGCGGUCUUGGAAAUCACCCAAGAAAAGAAAAUCACAUAAACCAUUGCCCAGUACGAAUACCGUUCGAGGAAGGUUAACCGCAAAGCUCUCUGCAAAGAAAUGACACCAAUUCUUUCAGUAUAUUACAGCGAUUUGUCUUCAAGAUUGAUCACAAGUGUAAUAGAAUAAAAUAGAUUGGAUCAACAUCAAUUAACAAUGGGACAUUAUUUUUAGGGGUUUUAUUUAAUGGUAUAUAAAAUUUUAGACUAAAGUGCCCUUCCGCACCAUGAAUCAAAACUGAUUCUUCAUGCCA